CCGGGUCGGUCCUCGUUCCGGGCACAUAUCAUCGUAUGAUAUAGAAGGGUCGUUAGAUCCAGGGAAGCAAUAACGAGCCAAGAUCCCAAAGCAUCGUCAAUCUAGAAGCAGUACCGAAGGAGAAGAAAAAGGGCCCGGAAGGCGAAAAGAGAGCAAAAAGCAGGGCAGCCUCGUGUCGGAUGAAUGCUUCGAAAUAGCACCCGUUUCUUCGUCACCACCACCUCCGGCGCCACAAUCGCAUUCAUAUCGAUCCUGGUCCUCCUCGUGGCAGCAGCAGCAGUUGCGCCCUUCAACUUCUCCGAGUAUUCGCGCAUCUUUGAGGCCGACGAGGUGGCUGCCGCGCGCAUUUGGAGCCCUCUCAAAUCGCUCUCCAGGUUGACCAGGCUCUUCUCGACAGCCGGCACAGGAGCAAUGGCCAAACGAACGCCCGUAUACUUUGUCUCCCAUGGCGGGCCGGACACAAUGUACGACACGAAACACCCGGUCUAUGCACAGCUUCAGAGUCUCGGGCGUGAGAUCACGCAGCAGGUAAAGCCCUCGGCGAUCGUGGUCUUCUCGGCGCACUGGCAGGCCGAAAGACCCAACAUGAUUGAAGUCAACGUCGCGGAAGAGGAGCCGUUGCUCUACGACUUCUACGGGUUCCCCCGCAAGUAUUACAUGGAGAAGUUCCCGAACAAGGGCUCGGCGAAGCUGGCCCAACAAGUCAUCGACGCCCUCGGGGAGCAUGGGAUCAAGACGCAGGAGGCGGAGAGGGGGCUGGACCAUGGCGUCUUCGUCCCUUUCAAGGUCAUGUUCAAUCCCGAAACAAACCCCGUGACCGUGCCCAUCGUGCAGGUCAGUCUCUUCGACGACCACACCGACGCGGCGGCGCACAUCAAACUGGGUCGCGCCGUCCAGAAACUGCGGGAGGAGAACAUCCUCAUCGUAUGCUCCGGCAUGAGCGUGCAUAACCUGCGACAUUUCAUGAUGUUGGGCAGGAGUUCGAAUAGGACAAUGCCCUACGCCGCGACGUUUGACGAAGCUCUAAAGGUCGCGGCGGAAACGAAACCGGGCGAGCAGAGGGAUGAGACGAUGAUUGAGUUGUUAGAGAGGGACGAUGCGAGACAGGCCCAUCCGACCUUUGAGCAUCUCCUGCCGAUUCAUAUCGCCGUGGGCGCCGCGGACACGGAUCAGGGCAAGCAACUGUGGACAAUGCAAGAAUCGAGCAUGGCUUGGGCGCAAUACAGAUUUGGAGAGGUGCAAGCUUGAACUGUGGGACAAGUCAAAAGAAAAUUGAAUCAUCUGUUUUGGGCUGUUGGCAUGCAGUCGUAUGUACAAUCGAGUAUUCUUUUGCCAGCCUGUUCUUCUGUCUCGCGUAGUCGAGCCAUGUCGGUAGCUUCCCUCCAUGUCCAAG
Cladophialophora immunda is the source of this 1393-nucleotide messenger RNA. RefSeq lists its product as uncharacterized. The transcript has 2 exons. Bases 184 to 1248 code for a protein of 354 amino acids. The record is from RefSeq and is a predicted model, not a curated record. Lineage: Eukaryota; Fungi; Ascomycota; Eurotiomycetes; Chaetothyriales; Herpotrichiellaceae. Gene Ontology annotation, molecular function: oxidoreductase activity, acting on single donors with incorporation of molecular oxygen; ferrous iron binding; zinc ion binding.